UGCUGCUAGCAGAAUAGUAGUGAUGCAGGAGGUGAACAAAUCUAAUUGAUAAAAGGCUAAAGAUUAAAGGGGAAAGUAUAUUAUUGAACCUAGGGGAAAUUGUUGUUGCUUACUAGCUUUCACAAACACCGCGUUAGCAGCAAAAUAGCCUAAACGUCUCAGCUUUCCUUUCCUUUAAAAUGUCUAAAAUGCAGCUAUUGCAGGUUUAUCUAAAUGAGCGAUUAACAGCGGUGGCUGUUGAGAUAUUUGGGGCCGUGGAAAAUACCAUUGGAGAGUACCAGGAAGAAAUCUCCCGUUCAAAGGAGGAGAUCGAACGUCUACGGAGGCUGCUGGAUUUGGUUUUCCAACCCGACAUAAAGCUACAGAGAGCAGACCCCCAGCAGCUCACUCUCCCUGUCCCUGGAGAGGAGGUACCUCCUGAGAAGCAGCACUGUCAGCAGGAGUGGAGCCCCAUUCUGGGGCAGGAGGAGCCAGAGCCCACACAGAUUAAAGAGGAACAGGAAGAGUUUGGGACCAGUCAUGAGGAAGAUCAGCCUCAGGGGCUGGAGUUCGAUAUCAAAGAGGUCAUAUUCUCUCCUCCCUCUCCUCCCCAGCCCUCACAUCUUCCCCAAACCCAAACUGGGGAGAACAGAGAGAGGGACUCUCUACCCACCAAAACAACUGAAGAGAUCAAAACGGAACCGGAUGAAGAGGGUUAUGGAGAAUCCGAACCAAACAAUGAAUUACAGCCCCUCUCUCCAGUAAAUUCAGACUGUUCUGCAGCUCAUAUUGGGAACAGUGAAAGUGACAAUGGGGUGGACAGUGGAGGACUAAUGUCAGGGUUACAGCCACACAAAUCAAAGAGAACAUGGACAAAGAAAGGACAAAGCUCUAAAACCAGGGAAGCCAGUGAGUUGAAAGUUCCAUUGAGGGCAGCUCACUCAGGGGAGAGACCACACAGGUGUCCUGUCUGCAGGAAAUGCUUUCUGAAAAGUAGCAUUUUAAAAACGCAUCAGAGAAUUCACACUGGGGAGAAACCAUAUUGCUGCAAUGUAUGUGGCAAAUGCUUCAGCCGGAUGGGACACCUGACUGAGCAUAUGAGAACUCACACUGGGGAGAAACCAUAUCAGUGCAAAGAAUGUGGCAAAUGCUUCAGCCGGAUGAGAAACCUGACAGUCCAUAUGAGGACUCACACAGAUGAGAGACCAUAUAAGUGCCCCAUGUGUGUAGAAUGCUUCAGAUCAGCAAGUCAUCUAAAAUGGCACCAGCGAAGACAUCACACAGGAGAGAAACCAUAUUGCUGACUUUUUUGUGGUAAAUGCUUCACUUGUCAGAACUGAGGAUGAGAAUGAACCCAGAGGGAGAAACAUGACAGUGCUGCUUGGGGCAAAAUCGUACUCUCACUUGUAGGAGGACCUUUCCAGUGUAAAAUGCUGAUGUUUCAUAAUAACCCUUCUGAGCAUGGCACAACUGUAUAUAAUAUGUUUUUUAGAACUUAGUAGUUAUUGGGCGAUUCCAGCAUUAUUUCCACGCAAAAUCACAAUUUAAAUGUUUCACAGAAUGGCCAAACAAAAUAUAAAUGAAACUUUUGAUGUGUAUGUCUAUGGUACCCCUUGGGGGGAGUGUAUAGCCUAAAAAGCGGACUUGUAAAUAUUGACAUGUUGGAGAAAUAAAGCAAAUAAGAAGCGUUA
Molecule: messenger RNA, 1670 nt
Organism: Coregonus clupeaformis (lake whitefish)
Lineage: Eukaryota; Metazoa; Chordata; Actinopteri; Salmoniformes; Salmonidae
Product: zinc finger and SCAN domain-containing protein 22
Exons: 2
Coding region: 180-1283 (367 amino acids)
Biological process (GO): regulation of transcription by RNA polymerase II; central nervous system development
Cellular component (GO): nucleus
Molecular function (GO): RNA polymerase II cis-regulatory region sequence-specific DNA binding; DNA-binding transcription factor activity, RNA polymerase II-specific
Source: RefSeq, a predicted model, not a curated record